AUGAGGAAACACAUCGCGAGACAGUCCUCCGAGGCAUUAGUAGGCCUUCUUUGGCUGUCCAGCCGAGCCCUCGCCGCCCAUUCCGUACCAAUUGACCUGGCUGCAUACUUCAACAACAAAGCCUUCGGGACAUACCCGAACGAGACUGCGUUCGAGAGUACCCUCAACCGGUCCUACCCACCUCUCAACCACCUCACCCAGGAUGGUAUCUACACUUCCAAGAGCACAGGGGUGCAGUUCGACUUCCCGAGCUACACGGGCCCGGGACAGCCGGACAACCUCAUCUGCUCGGGCCAGACCAUUCCGCUCAGUGGCAGCGCCAAUGACAGCAGCAGCAAGGCCUUCUCACUGAGCAUGCUCAUAGCCAACGACGCGCGCGACACAAUUCUCUCCUACAACCUGACGUAUCUAUACGCGGACGGGACCGAGGCGGAGACGGAGCUGCGCGCCCUGCCCUUCUUCAGCUUCCUGACGCUCAUGCGCGGCGAGCUCAUCACCCCUUACACCUGGACGCCCAAGGGGAGAGACUGGAACGUGAGCCAGAUCUUUGAGUUCACGGGAUACCUGGAACCGACGAAGGCUCUCACAGCCGUGAGGCUGCCUGUCGCCGAUAACUCCACGGUUGGCAGGAUCCAUGUGUUCUCCAUGUCCCUGGUCGUAGGUGAUUCGCCCGGCGCUGCUGAUGACGGCGCGGCGGUCGAGGUCCAGAGCGUGCGUCCCACACAGAAGUGGACAGAGGCGGGGAACCAGAUCGUUGAAAUCACCGUCAACAAUCCCGGGAGCGAGUGCGUCUCUGGCUCGGGCCUGGUGGUGUCCUUGGAGGGCCUCGGGGUCAGCACGGCUGAGACGGGCUCCGUAAAGAGGCUCUGCCCUGGCGACCAGAAGCGCGUGAACGUCGGUGUCAGUGGGUCUGCGAACAGCACCACCGUGACCGUCACCCUGUCUGGGGCCAGCUCCAACCAGACAGCUACCUUCGCCGGAGUUGACAUUGGCUUUGAGACCUUCUCAGCGGACCUGGACAGCCUUUCCAGUCACGAGUCCCCAGAGUGGUUUGACAACGCAAAGUACGGCAUAUUCAUCCACUGGGGUCCUUACGCGGUGCCGGGGUAUGGGGGAGUCGCCCCGAACGAGACGUAUGCAGAGUGGUUCUGGUGGUACUCGAACAACCACUUCAACCAGGCGGACAAGUCAGACAGCUACGGGUAUCGCCUCGACACAUUUGGCCCGGGCUGGAACUACGACGACGGGUUCCCCAGCUUCACCGCGUCCGCCUGGGACCCCAAGGAGUGGGUUGAUCUGUUCGCCGAGGCGGGCGCCACUUACUUCGUGUUGACGACCAAGCACCACGACGGCUUUGCGCUGUUCGAUGCAGGUGAGACGACAAACCGGUCGUCGAUCAACUACGGCCCCAGAAGGGACAUCGUCCAGGAGCUGUUCGAUGCUGCAGCCACGUACCAGCCAACACUGAAGCGUGGGACCUAUUUCUCACUCCCGGAGUGGUACAAUCCUGACUUUGGCCCCUAUGGUUUUGUCCAACACGACACUGUUGGCUCGACAAGCUGGGUGGGAAUCCCUGCAACUAACCCCUUCACAAACCUGACUGAGCCAUACACCGGUCAUUUACCCAUCGGCGACUUCGUCGACGACCUCAUGUACCCGCAGAUGGAGACCCUCGCGUACAAGUAUGGUUCAGACAUAAUGUGGUGCGACGUCGGCACAGCGAACAAGACAGCCGAAUUCGCCUCGGCGUGGUGGAACUGGGCUCGGGACCAGGACAGGCAGGUCGUCAUGAAUUCUCGCUGCGGCGUAGCCCAGGCCUCAGACUUUGAGACCCCCGAGUACAGCACCUACUCGUCGGCUCAGAGGCACAAGUGGGAGUCGAACCAGGGUAUGGAUCCGUACAGUUACGGGUACAAUGCACAAACGCCAGCUGAGAGUUACAUGAACGCUUCCACCAUCGUCUACACGCUUGUGGAUAUGGUUGCCAAAAAUGGGAACCUCCUCCUUGACAUCGGCCCGCGAGCAGACGGCACGAUUGUCGAGGCAGAGGUGGCUAACCUGCGCCAGGCUGGAAAGUGGAUACAUGCUCACGCCGAAGCUAUCUUCAACACCACGUACUGGUUUGUACAGACGCAGAUUGCCGGCCCCCAGGAAGUCCGCUUCACACAGACAGAUGAUGCGUUCUACAUCCUCUUUCUUGAACAUCCGGAUGUCGCGGAGGACGGGCACGUCUGGGUAAACGCCACGGUGCCGGUUUUGGAGGGAGACACAAUCUCGAUGGUUGGUGUGAACGCCACGGGAGUGGAUGACCUAUCGUGGACGACGUCGCCAGAGGGGUAUCUGGGCAUCAAGGUCCCAGCUGAAGCCCUAUCACGGGAGGAAUUUGGUUGGGUAUUCAAGGUCGCGUAUGCGUGAUGGUGUUGUAGCCGUCAUCCCCUGCGUCGCCGACAACAGGGCAAAAAUAUGAUUAAAGGGAGAAGGUGUGGGCCUUGUCCAUAGCGGGCCUCGGAAUAUAGCUCAACACCCACCGCCUGUCUUGGGAGUGUCUUGGGGGAAAAGCAGGUCGAGUGAGGUGAGUGAGAAGUUUACAGUGCCAAGCAAGCCCAUGCUCGCAUUAGACUAUUGCUCCAGACCGCCGUGGGGGACAAAUCGCAAGACGCCAUGUACAACGGUACCCUGCAGCUCGAGGCGUUUCGAGAGUUAGAUCCGGCACUAACAGAUUGCUUGCUGCUUGUGACCCCCUCCAAGCCCCAGCGGCCCCGGGAGGCGCUCACGCCCGAAGACGCCGUUCCCAGAGAGUCGGGUCGAUGGACUUGCUCUAAGCCAGCCACAAGCUGGCUCGCGUCAAACUCAAGAUCGAGAAACCACGUCGACGAAAACCGAGCCAGGGCGCAAGCUAAGGCGGGCCCCGAGUCCGACAUGAGCCUAUGGUCUGUCUGGACUGCGAGUAAGGGCAGACUCCGGGAUUUGACAAGGGGUGUUUUCGGGUGGUUCGGCGUCUUGGUGAUUUGAUCACAGGGUGAAGCUUGUGUGGCUGGUUUAUAAUCUUAAUGUAUACAUGUGUGUCUGGUUAUUCCGCAGACGGGCAAGCCAUCGUCACUAGGCUCCAGCCGUGCUGAUGUCGGCUGUGGUGCUGACACUCGAAUGGGCGGGGCCACGGAAGAAUGAACAUGCCUCUGUGAAGUUCGGUGGCCCAGCGGCACGGUUUCCUGGUACUCGACACGUCGGAGAGCGUUGAGGUGGACGGCGAAUGGUCGGGCUCCUGGCGGCCAUCUUGCCCGGUGCCCUGCUUCAACCCCUGGGGGUCGCGACCCAAGAGUCGCUGAUGGACGGAUAAGUGAAAUUCGUUACUAGUUUUGGGUGGAAAUCAUGCAGAGGCUUGUGUGUGCCAAAGGACCAUACUUGCUUCUCUUAAUGCACACCCUGAUGAAGCAGAUGCAAGGAUCAUCGUUGUGUCACAGGCCAUGUCUUCGCCUCGUCAGUGUAAGGAUCUCGCGACAAUGUCGGCUGUGCGCCGGCGGAAAUAACGCAAGACGCGUGCGGGCUCGAGGGCUCCAAUAGGCGCCUGCAGAUGGCUGGGAGUACGGAGCACGUCGCCAGAGACGUGCUGCAUCGUUAAUGUACUCCGUACAUGAUGUACAGCAGCAGGAGUCAGGCCGAAGUGGGGGGAGGGGCUUCUUGGUUUUCCGGGUUUCCCAGCCAGUCCCAAUCCAGCAGCCCAGAACAAGACGAUGACGCAGCCAGGAGAGCGGCUUAGAUGUCGAAAUGGCGGUGAUUGAUAUUGGUGUCGCAGCGCAGAGUCAGGUAGAGGCUCGGAGUUUGUUUGGAUGCUACGGC
Diaporthe batatas is the source of this 3837-nucleotide messenger RNA. RefSeq lists its product as uncharacterized. Bases 1 to 2415 code for a protein of 804 amino acids. Gene Ontology annotation, biological process: glycoside catabolic process; fucose metabolic process. Gene Ontology annotation, molecular function: alpha-L-fucosidase activity. The transcript has 2 exons. The record is from RefSeq and is a predicted model, not a curated record. Gene Ontology annotation, cellular component: lysosome. NCBI's taxonomy places the organism in Eukaryota, Fungi, Ascomycota, Sordariomycetes, Diaporthales, Diaporthaceae.